Sciurus carolinensis (gray squirrel) is the source of this 1913-nucleotide messenger RNA. RefSeq names its product GIPC PDZ domain containing family member 1 (gene Gipc1). Bases 334 to 1335 code for a protein of 333 amino acids. The transcript has 9 exons. The record is from RefSeq and is a predicted model, not a curated record. Lineage: Eukaryota; Metazoa; Chordata; Mammalia; Rodentia; Sciuridae. Gene Ontology annotation, molecular function: protein binding.
CCCUCUCCAGGUCCUGACCAGGCUGGAAUGACCAACAGCUCUCCCUGGUGACCGCAAAGACCCAGUCAUCCAGUACGAUUCCCUGAACACACAGCACACAGCUGCUCUAGUGACCGGCUUUGAACCAGAACAGAGAAAUCUCCUCUGUCCUGGGAACUGAGCGUCCAGAUGAGGAAACUGAGGCCCCGUGAAGUGAAGUGAGUUACCCACGGCCACACAACUGGAUUAUUCUGGCUGCCGUCUUGACAAGGAACCGUGCGGGGGUGAGGGCAGACCAGAGGCCCGAGGAGGCAACCGUGUAGGAUCUCCUGGUGCGCCCCGCUUCUCCUGCUCAUGCCGCUGGGACUGGGGCGGCGGAAAAAGGCACCACCCCUGGUGGAAAAUGAGGAGGCCGAGCCCGGCCGUGGCGGGCUGGGCGUGGGGGAGCCGGGGCCCCUGGGCGGAGGUGGGGCAGGGGGGCCCCAAAUGGGCUUGCCCCCCCCACCCCCGGCCCUGCGGCCCCGCCUCGUGUUCCACACCCAGCUGGCCCACGGCAGCCCCACCGGCCGCAUCGAGGGCUUCACCAACGUCAAGGAGCUGUAUGGCAAGAUCGCCGAGGCCUUCCGCCUGCCCGCAGCCGAGGUGAUGUUCUGCACCCUCAACACCCACAAGGUGGACAUGGACAAGCUCCUGGGGGGCCAGAUCGGGCUGGAAGACUUCAUCUUCGCUCACGUCAAGGGGCAGCGCAAGGAGGUGGAAGUGUUCAAGUCGGAGGACGCCCUGGGGCUCACCAUCACAGACAACGGCGCUGGCUAUGCCUUCAUCAAGCGCAUCAAGGAGGGUAGUGUGAUUGACCACAUGCAGCUCAUCAGCGUGGGCGACAUGAUUGAGGCCAUUAACGGGCAGAGCCUGCUGGGCUGCCGGCACUAUGAGGUGGCCCGGCUACUCAAGGAGCUACCCCGAGGCCGCACCUUCACACUGAAGCUCACAGAGCCUCGAAAGGCCUUUGACAUGAUCAGCCAGCGCUCAGGGGGUGGCCGCCCUGGCUCUGGCCCACAGCUGGGCACUGGCCGAGGGACCCUCCGGCUCCGAUCCCGGGGCCCUGCCACCGUGGAGGAUUUGCCCUCAGCCUUUGAGGAGAAGGCCAUCGAGAAGGUGGACGACUUGCUGGAGAGUUACAUGGGCAUCAGAGACACGGAGCUGGCUGCCACCAUGGUUGAGCUGGGGAAAGACAAAAGGAACCCGGAUGAGCUGGCAGAGGCCCUGGAUGAACGGCUCGGUGACUUCGCCUUCCCGGAUGAGUUCGUCUUUGACGUGUGGGGUGCCAUUGGGGACGCAAAGGUCGGCCGCUACUAGGACUCCACUGGACCUCAUGUGAUGACCAGGCCCAGCCUGGGGGUCCCUAGAGGGACGCCACGGCCUGGGCCCGAGUUCUCCGCCUGGGCUGUAGCUCAGCAACCCAAGGACAGUGCAGAGCAGCAGCGGGGCCCAGCGCCCACGCCACCGGUACCACCCUCCUGGUUCCCAGCCUGGCUGGGCUCCCCAGCCUCCCUGUCCGGUUCCCACCUACCUCAGCCAGGCCGGGCGCCCUGGGGGGAUGGCCACAUUGGGCGGCUGCCCCCACCCCCAGCUCUUCCCACCGUCAGCUGCCAGACUGGUCCUGGGGUCUCCCUGGGGCCUCGGGUCCUGUUUGGGGACUGUGACCUCCCCAGGGAAUGCAGAAGGGGGGCAUCCCCCACUGCCAGCAAACGCAAUAAUACCGCCCCCCAAGAGGAGCCCUCCGUGUGGAUUCUGUUACCUCCGCAUCUCAAGAGCCUGCUGUGAACCCCUCCUGCCCUCCUCCCUCCUCAUGGCCGGGCCCAGACCAGAGUGGAGGGAGGGACUUUUGUAUCUGGAUCGCUGUCUUGAACAUAAAGAAUCUAUCUGGUAUUGGA